Messenger RNA from Triplophysa rosa, 2536 nucleotides. RefSeq names its product actin filament associated protein 1-like 1a (gene afap1l1a). The record is from RefSeq and is a predicted model, not a curated record. The coding region runs from base 201 to 2450 and encodes 749 amino acids. Gene Ontology annotation, cellular component: cytosol. The transcript has 19 exons. NCBI's taxonomy places the organism in Eukaryota, Metazoa, Chordata, Actinopteri, Cypriniformes, Nemacheilidae. Gene Ontology annotation, molecular function: SH3 domain binding.
GAUAAAUUCCCCUGUUAUGCCCCAGUCACCUCCAGUCUGGGGAAAGAGAGUUAGAAAUGUGAAGGAAAUGCACCUUCACUGAGUCAGUUUAUCAGCUGAUUCUGUCACUGUGUAGUGAGGCUUGUUUCUGGAUAGCUGUUCGGAUUGUCUGUAAGGAACAAUUGUAUGAUUUUACACAUUCAGUCGUCUCUGGAGUGGAGAUGGUGGGCUUGACUGCCUCCUCAGCAGCUGUUUCUGAGAUGGAGCUCUUGGUGACAGAGUUAAAUGUGCUGUUGAGGCUGUUGGACCAUGAGACCUUGAGCUCUGCUACAGAAGAAAAGAAAACGGCUGUGAAGAACCUGCUAAAGCGACUUCAGCCAUCAGUCACUGGAAAAGACUACAUGUACAUGAACACAUCGGUGUACAGAAAUGGAACCAGCUUUGUUGAGUCUCUUUUUGAAAAGUUUGAUUGUGACCUCGGGGACUUAAAAGUCGAAAUGGAGGAUCAGAAGAAAGAUCCAGAGAUAAACCACAGUCGCUGUAAGCCGGGCUUGGCAGACUCCCCUCCCCCUCUGCCCAACACACCCCCUCCAGAGGAAUAUUACGAAGAAGCCGUGCCACUCAGCCCUGGCAAGAUGCCAGAGUAUAUCACCAGCCGCAGCAGCUCCAGCCCUCCAAACUCUAUUGAAGAUGGAUAUUACGAGGAAGCAGAAAACAAUUACCCAACCACCCACGUGAACGGGCGACGCAAAAGCUCCUAUAAUGACUCGGAUGCCUUAAGCAGUUCUUAUGAGUCAUAUGAUGAGGAGGAGGAGGAGAAGAGCCAGCGUUUGACACACCAGUGGCCAUCGGAAGAAAACUCAAUGGCCCCGGUGAGAGACUGCCAUAUUUGUGCCUUCCUUCUGAGGAAGAAACGUUUCGGCCAGUGGGCCAAACAGCUCACUGUCAUCCGUGAGAACAGACUGCAGUGCUACAAAAGCUCAAAAGACCAGUCGCCCUACACUGACAUACCUCUCGGCUUGUGCACUGUCAUCUACGUACCCAAAGACGGGCGGAGAAAGAAGCACGAGCUGCGUUUCUCUCUGCCCGGAGGAGAGGUGUUGGUGCUGGCUGUUCAGAGCAAGGAACAGGCUGAGAAAUGGCUCCAAGUGGUGCGUGACGUUACAGGUCAGGGAAAUGGUUUGGACAUCCCCUCAUCUCCCACGAUUCCUAGGAAGAUUGAACUGGAUAAGUGGCCGUCUGUAGAGAAGCAAACCUCAGAUUCUGACAGCAUGCCAAGUGGAGAAAGUGCACGUGACAGUCGGGAAAAUGGUAAACCCAAGCGAGGUGCCCUAUCAGAGCUCACAGGCACCGUGAGCCGAGCAGCAGGAAGAAAGAUAACAAGAAUUAUUAGUUUCUCCAAAAGAAAACCUCCUUUACCAGGAGACGUUCGCGGCUCACUCGAUCAAGACCCUCGAUGCGGUUAUGUGGGUGUGCUAUUAAAUCAGUGCUGGAAAGAGCACUGGUGUCGUGUACGGGCCGGAUCUCUUUACCUUUAUCAUGAGAAAGGAGAACAGCGAGUCCCUCACACCACUGUGGCACUGAAGGGCUGUGAAGUUGUUCCAGGCCUGGGGCCCAAACAUCCCUUUGCCUUGAGAAUACUGAGAGGAGGUGCAGAGGUGGCGGCUUUGGAGGCGAGUUGCUCGGAAGAGAUGGGUCGCUGGCUGGGGGUUCUGUUAGCAGAGACCGGUUCCUCAGCUGACCCCGAGUCCCUACAUUAUGACUAUGUAGACGUGGAAACUAUUGCCAACAUCCGCACAGCUGCCCGUCACUCUUUCCUAUGGGUAACCUCAACAGAUUCAAGAACCUAUGAUGAGGUCCCUUUUGAAACCACAGAGGAAAAUGAGAGGCUAAGUGGAGUAACUCAAAUAAAACAUCACUCUUUCACCAGCAGUGACACAGGAAAGCCCAGUCCACAAAUCACCCGAAAACGCCACGGCUCCAAUGCAAAUCAGUACGGGAGGUAUGGGAAAACCCGGGCGCAGGAGGAUGCACGCGGCUACUUGAAAGAGAAAGAAGACCUGGAGAAAGACAUAGAUGCCAUCAGAAAUGCACUGAUCUCACUGCGGAAGAAGAAACGAGAGGUCAAAGCAAAGAUAAAGAGUGUAACAGAUAAGCAGAAAUUGGCCUUAGAUGAGCAUGUAGCUGAGUUAGAGGAGAUCUGUCGAGUGAAAGAGGAGGAGCGUGUGGAUCUAGAGCUCAAGCUCACACAGGUGAAGGAGAACCUGAAGAAAUCUCUGGCUGGUGGAGCGCUGGGGGCACCUUCAGAACCUAAACCUUCAAACAAGGCUCAAAAGACCGAGUACAUCGAGUCAUAUCUGCCUGUCAACUGUUCCUCUGAAAUGCGGAAGCGCCCCCUAUCCAUUUAUGCAUCCACCAAAGGAAACGUUAUGCAGAAAGCCAAGGAAUGGGAGUCUAAGAAGAGUACUUAAGGAGAUUGAGCUGAAAGACUUAAGACUGUGAGCCAUAUCAAGCCUAACAAAAAACCCUCUUAAAGUCCAUUGAUUGAGGUUACCAU